AUGUUUACCAAAAUAUGCCUGGUAGCCGCUGUUAUCUUCGUGAUUGGCGCUGAAGCACAAGAACACCAUCAUGAGCACCACCACCACGCCUCCUCUUCACAGAGCAUCAAGCAGCACCACGGGAAAGCCACUGAGAAACACGUUGAAUACUAUUCUCACCCUAAAUAUGAAUUCGCGUACAAAGUGGAGGACCCUCACACCGGUGACAAGAAGUCCCAACAUGAGUCUCGUGAUGGUGAUGUCGUGAAGGGCGUGUACAGCCUGCACGAGCCCGACGGUACUAUCAGGAUUGUGGAGUACCACGCUGACAAGAAGACUGGAUUCAAUGCCAACGUGAAACAUGAGGGCCACGCCAAGCACAUCGUUCCUGAACACCACCACCACCACUGA
This is a messenger RNA of Spodoptera littoralis (African cotton leafworm), 390 nucleotides long. Lineage: Eukaryota; Metazoa; Arthropoda; Insecta; Lepidoptera; Noctuidae. The record is from the annotation of a GenBank genome assembly.